Molecule: messenger RNA, 424 nt
Organism: Paramecium octaurelia
Lineage: Eukaryota; Ciliophora; Oligohymenophorea; Peniculida; Parameciidae
Source: the annotation of a GenBank genome assembly
AUGGGCGUGUCUCAUUUCUUCGAACGGGUUUCGUAUUGUCCCUUUGAUCCAUCAUGGUUUAAGAUUAUAAUCAUUAUAAAUAUCAUUUAAGAGGCGCAGUAUUUAUUUAUUGGGGUUACUGUAAUUGAUUAUUGUAUUUUUUAAUAUAUUAAAAGAUGAACCACAGGUAACAUCAAUCUCAACAGCAAAUACACACGACAACCAAAAAAUCUCAUUUUUAUACUCAAUCGUAUUGCUACCUAACAUCUCUUUUAGGCACAAAAGUGACCCAAACAUCUCACAUGAACGAGACUAAAUGUUUUCAAAUAUAAAAUCAAUCAUUCAAAAGAAUGAAACUAUUCUCUCGACAAGAUUAGAGAGUACUCCAAUAAUGAGAAAAAAAAAUGAAACUUCAAAAACUAGUUGCACCUGCAAUAUAUAAUGA